Melitaea cinxia (Glanville fritillary) is the source of this 2110-nucleotide messenger RNA. Its product is annotated as cytochrome b5 reductase 4. The transcript has 11 exons. Gene Ontology annotation, molecular function: oxidoreductase activity; heme binding. NCBI's taxonomy places the organism in Eukaryota, Metazoa, Arthropoda, Insecta, Lepidoptera, Nymphalidae. The record is from RefSeq and is a predicted model, not a curated record. Gene Ontology annotation, cellular component: endoplasmic reticulum. Bases 86 to 2110 code for a protein of 674 amino acids. Gene Ontology annotation, biological process: generation of precursor metabolites and energy; superoxide metabolic process.
UUUAUUAAAGAUUUUGUCAUCACGGUGAAAAGGUGAAACGCAUUUUAAGCCUAUAAAGAUAUACCAACGGCAUACAAAAAUCGAUAUGUCUGAUACGCUACAAAACGAAGAAACAGCACCUACAAUAAAUAAUUCGCUUAAAAUAUCUCUGCCCACCGUUCUAUGCACAGACGCUGCAGAUGAUCCGUCUUUGCAUGUAGCAAAAUCUUUUGUAACUUCAGAAUCAAAAUUAUCUCUUCCAUCUAAUUUUGGUACACCAACUUCGCCAUUACGAAUAUCAUCACCGGUAUCUUUGCCUACAUCUCCUACUCCAUUUUCAAAAGCACCGCUUCAGACCCGCUCAAACAAAUCCUUAGAUGAUCCUUCACAGUUAUCGGAGAAAAAACAAUCAAGCACUAUGAAAAAACCUGCAAUCAACACAGGAUCUGCUACUGGCAACCCUCGAAACAAAUGUGCUCUUCAACCCGGCCAUAGUCUUAUGGACUGGAUUCGACUGGGGAAUUCCGGAAAAGAUCUGACAGGAGUUGGUGGUCGUAUCCGAACGGUAACGCCUGCCGAACUCGCUACGCACAACACGGAAAAAGACGCUUGGCUAGCUAUCCGAGGAAGAGUUUAUAACAUUACUUCUUACUUGCCUUAUCAUCCUGGAGGACCUGAAGAACUAAUGAAAGGCGCUGGUAUUGAUGCAACGGAACUUUUCGACAAAGUCCACCCGUGGGUCAAUUACGACUCACUUUUAGCGAAAUGCUUGGUAGGUCCACUUAGUUUUGACCGGCCAGACGCUGAGGAACUAUUUGACAUAUCAAAUCCAUCUCCGAAAUCCGACCGACUCAGAGAACCAUCAAAAGCUCAGGAAUUAGUAAGAAAAUCGAUGGAAAACUUAGCAAACUGCAUAACGCCGGUAAGAAAGAAAAUAAUCGCUAAAAGUGAGGAGAAUGUCAAAGGAAGUCCACCGAGUAAAAUAAUGCAGAGCUUAAUACAGUCUAGCGAUUUGCCGGUAUCUAUAAGCCGAAGAGCGGCGUCGAGUCCUUUGAAAUCAGCGGACAAGACAAAGGAUUCACCUCCUUCACUACGUUUCGAUUGGAUCCAAACGUCGACAAACCUCACUAUCUCUGUAUACACUGGACCUUUAACUAAUCCCGGUGGUCGUGCGAGAAUUUCUGAAGACGCUUUGUUCAUAGAUGUUGCGACUAAUGGUUGGUUAAGGACAUUAAAGUUGGUGCCCGAAGAAGCUAUAAAAGAUCCUAUACGGAUACGAGUUUUUUCAGAAAGUGGUAAAAUAGAGGUUAAAGUGUUAAAGGCUACAAAUAAAGUGUGGAAAAACAUUGGAGAGACAAUAUUCAGCUCACCGACUGAAAUCUCCUCCCCUCGCACGCUUGAAUGUAGGGUAGUGCACGUAGAACGCGUUUCGCAUGAUACUACCCUCCUCGCACUGGUGCCAAAAACGGGACCUGUCGUUGUUCCAUUAGGACACCAUGUUAGAGUACACCAUAGAGAAAAGGACAAGGAAUGUGUCCGUUCGUACACGCCGGUGGGUGACAAUUGGGAUCGCUUCGGAAAUGAAUUCAGCGCUUUGAAGUUAGUAGUGAAACGUUACGACACCGGCGCCAUAUCUCCUCAUCUUACUGGAUUGAAAGUUGGAGAUCUAAUUACACUGUCCGGACCUUAUGGAAACUUUCAAUUACAAAAGCUGAAGCAAGUCAAAAUUUUAUAUUUAAUAGCGGCGGGUACGGGAAUCACUCCAAUGUUGGGAUUGUUAAGAUUUAUGCUAACGAGGUCGAAUCCGAAAUGUGAACGUGUGCAUUUAAUAUUCUUCAACAAAACGGAAGAGGACAUUCUGUUUAAGGAAAAGUUCGAAGAAAUGGCGAGACAAGAUGUGAGGUUUAAAAUAACACACGUUUUAUCAAAUGCCAGUUCUGCGUGGACGGGACACAAAGGUCGGAUAAGCAGUAAAGUUCUUACAGAUAUCGUCGAUAAAACGUCCCUGUGCAACGAAGACUUACCGCAUUUUGCAUGUUUGUGUGGCCCAACGGAAUUUACACACACGGGGAUGGAUUUAUUAAAAAAAUUGGGAAUGAAAGAAAACGAUAUACACGCUUUUAUAGGAUAA